UGACUGAACUCGAAGGGAUCUUCUCUUCGAGUCCAAACGCACUCGAUCCCGAGUGAGAGUAAGAAGGGUAGGGUUUUUGAAGGUUUCUUGCACACACUAAAACUUGGCAUUUUGAAAUCAAACAGACAGCGGGAAUCUUCGAGCUGUAUUUCCAUGGCGUUUCUAUUUCAGAAGUUUCAAGAGGCUGUGAAAACUCUUGCUAAGAGUCCAAUGUUUGCCAGGGAUCCAAGACACCUCCAAUUUGAAGCAGAUAUAAAUCGCCUCUUCCUCUAUACAAGCUAUAAUCGUCUUGGAAGGGAUGCUGAAGAGGCAGAUGCAGAAGAGAUUAUUGACAUGGCUAGCAAAGCGCCCCUUGCUGAUCAGCAGAAACAAGUACAAGAAAACAUCCAUUAUCAAAUCAAAACCUUCUGCACAUCAAUGGAUGAAAUUCUUCUUCCCAGUUUCAAAAGCAUGGAAGGGCUACCUAACUCACAUACACAAACAAAUAUUUCUCCCCAACGUAGUGGCCUUGGUUUGGCUAUUGGUAGAAGCAAACUACCAACCAAAAAUGCUGCUGUGCCAGAGACAAAAGCUCUGUCUUGUGAUGAGCUCUCACAAUGUUUGAAAGAUUACAUUGGUUACACUCUUGAUCUCAAACCAUCUCAAAUUCUCCACGAGGAAGCUGGCCAAGGCUUAUUCUUAAGUGGUGAAGCUAGUGUUGGUGCUGUUGUUGCCUUUUACCCUGGUGUAAUAUACUCCCCAGCUUAUUACCGUUAUAUCCCUGGAUACCCAAGGGUUGAUGCACACAACCCUUAUUUGAUCACUAGGUAUGAUGGGAUUGUGAUCAAUGCACAGCCUUGGGGUGCUGGUGGUGGAAGCCGUGAACUAUGGGAUGGGUUAGUUGUACCCGAAGUCAGUUCCAAUGCACCCAUCAUGUCUGUGGAUACUGAGCGAGGUUCUGAUCGGUUUUGGAAGACGCUUAGUAAACCUCUGAAAAGUGGUCAAGGAAUAAAUGCUGGGGAGGUUUUGGAGCGGCGGAACCCAUUGGCAUUGGGUCAUUUUGCCAAUCAUCCCGCAAAGGGGAUGGCCCCAAAUGUCAUGGUGUGCCCAUAUGACUUCCCUCUAACAGAAGAGGACAUGAGAGCCUACAUUCCAAAUGUGGUAUUUGGGAAUGAAGAACAGGUGAAGAUGAAGAGGUUUGGCAGCUUUUGGUUCAAGUAUGGGAGCUCAGCUAAUGAUGGAUCAGAUGUUCCAGUUUUGAAGUCCCUUCUUCUGGUGGCAACGAGGAGGCUGUGUGACGAAGAAGUGCUCUUAAACUACAGGUUGAGCAAUUCCAAGAGACGGCCAGCAUGGUAUACACCAGUGGAUGAGGAGGAAGACCGAAGGAGGUGGGGCUAGAUAUUCUCCAGUUUUGCUUUUGCUAUAAAAAAAUAGUUUUUCUUUUUCUUUUCUUUUCUCCUCUCUCUCUCUCUCUAACAUCCCUUGUCCUGGUAUAUUGUAUGAUUGGCAUCGAGUGCCCUUUAUAUGCAUGCUCCUUAUUUUGGAAGUUUUUUGUUCCAUUUGUCAACAUGAAAAAAAUUCUCAAUUUCCAACUUGGAGAGGUACUUGGUUGUCAGCUUCGAACAACAUACAUUGAAAAUCACAAUGUUUGACAAUCCGUUUUUUUUGAAUAAGGUUGUUGCAAUGAUUAGCGUUUGGGAUU
Messenger RNA from Nelumbo nucifera (sacred lotus), 1681 nucleotides. Its product is annotated as C5orf35. The record is from RefSeq and is a predicted model, not a curated record. Lineage: Eukaryota; Viridiplantae; Streptophyta; Magnoliopsida; Proteales; Nelumbonaceae.